Molecule: messenger RNA, 4474 nt
Organism: Centruroides sculpturatus (bark scorpion)
Lineage: Eukaryota; Metazoa; Arthropoda; Arachnida; Scorpiones; Buthidae
Gene: gus
Product: protein gustavus-like
Exons: 3
Coding region: 3120-4265 (381 amino acids)
Biological process (GO): intracellular signal transduction; proteasome-mediated ubiquitin-dependent protein catabolic process
Cellular component (GO): SCF ubiquitin ligase complex
Molecular function (GO): protein binding
Source: RefSeq, a predicted model, not a curated record
UUAUUAAUGUCUUUAUCAUUUAAUGAUAUAUUAUAUGACAAAAACAUUAAUAAUUUAGAACAAUAACGGUGAUGCAGAGAUUAAUUAGUUGAAAUUGAUGAUUAAUGGUGACGGACAAAGUACGUACAGUUUCAAUUGUCUUCUCUGCUGCUAGUAUUAUUCACAUAACCUAAUUAGUAAUAAAUAGUUGGUGCACUUAAUCAAUAACAGAGACAAUCUGGCCGCAGAAGUAACCUUUAACAUGCAAAAUGUAUAAAAUUUGUAGAUUCGGACAUUGCAUAAACUCAUCUCGUUCUAAAUUGGCAUAUCUCGGUGGGCAAAAUUAAUUUUAAAUGGAAAAAAAAAUGUAGGAAAUUGCAUCAGCCAGAAUACGAGUGACAAGAUGACGAUUAAGUAAUAAACACAUAUUAUUUUAAAUUUUGUUAUGAAGUAAUUAGAAAAACAUUGCAUACUAAAAGAGUUUUUUCUAGUCAAUUUCAAAGAAAAGGUUGAGAAACACUAUUCUAAAUAUGUCCUAUCCAUUUGCCCUUGGAAGAGAGUGUUGGAGGGCCUCAGUAAGGUCUCCAGUAUAGAAUCAAAAUUUGUUAGGAGGACCAUAAAUUUAUAUAGCUUUGAUGCAUGAAAAUAGAUUUUUUUUCUUCCCCAAAUAGUCUAUGCAGGGGACGAGUGUCAGUGAUUUGUCAGGGAAUUUUUUUUAUACCUAAUGGAAUUUUGCAAUGUUAUUAAACACCUCUACUGUUUUAUCUUUAUGUAUUUAUAUUCAUUAUAACUGUAUAAUUUAAAAUGAUGGCUAAAAGUUUUCUGUGUUUAUCCACAUAAAGCCGAUUGUAAUUUUAUGUUUGAUUAGUUAUGAACCAGUUUUAACUGUUUAAUAUAAUGCUUGCAUCAAGGAACUUGCAUUGUUUGGAACAUAAGAGAUCCUGUACUAUUUGUUCACUUCAUUUUUUAUUUUAUACUUUACAAAAUACCCGUCAGGAAUUUCUGUUGAAUCUCAUAAUGGAAAUCAUCCGUCAUGGAGAAAUUUAACAUGCAAGCAAAAUUUGAAUGGCCAAUUUGUCAAUGUCUUUUACUACUAGAAAUAUUACAUUUUAAGGAUAAAUAUAUAUAUAUUUUUUUAAAUAAAACAAUUCUGUUAAUUAAUGUAACAUAAAUUUCGUGUGUGCACCUGCAUAUAAACAUGCUAAAAGGCUCAAAUUAACUGUAUUAAUUUAAGUUAAUAAGCAAUCCUUUGUGUAUAAUGACGCUAAAGUUUAUAUUAAAUAUAUAUUUUCCUUAUAGUGGAAAUUUCUAAAGUUUCCGGUGUGUAAGAUUAUACAUAGUUUGUUUUUUGCCUGUAUUUUUUAUUUCUGUAAUAUGUUUGAAUAAUGUGUGCAUGCACAGAACUAGCUUUGUGGGUUCAUGACCUGUGCUUUUACACAGGCCCCAGAACUAAAGGGUCCCUACACUUUGUUAAUGCUCACCCCUUAGUGUCUUGGAUCCUAUGUUUAUACUCUGCACUGGAGCCUGUUUGUGUGCAUGGAUAAUCUGAAUUAUAUCAUAAAGGUGUAUAAGGUUGCUUCUUUCAGAUAUAAAAAAUUACAGUUAAUUACAUAUAAAUCCAACUUUUUCUCAUUCAGAAUGAUAUUUUAGUGUACAAAAUUCAUCGAAUAAUUAUUCUGUUCUGUAAUUCGAGUGCUAAUUACCAUAGUGUAAUCCAAUUUCUGCUUUCUCUCUCUCUCCACUCAAGUUAAUCACAAUAAUCAUCCAAGUUCUUGAAUAAUUAUAUAGAGAUUUGCUAAUUUUAUUUUUAAUGUUUCUCAUUUAUUUUAGCUUACAGCAGAACAUUAUUAUUAUUAUUAUAGAGUUUGUACGCCUCUACAGUUUGUGCUCAGUAGCUCGUGAGUCCCUUCCCCCUGUAGUAAUUCAUUAAACCCGUCUCUUAGAUGUCGUGUUACUACACUGUUUCGUAUCUCGGUUAUAUUUGGAUGUGAUCUCACGUGACAGUCGGAUUUCUCCUGUGUUUAAACAUCUCCCUAAGCUAAAAUUCGUAUUGAAUCAAUGUUAUACAGAUGCUGAAUGUUUACGGCUUAUCGGCGCUAAACUUCAACCUUGACUCGAUAAACCGUUUUGUUGGGUUGAUAAAUUGAUUUCAGAACACUGGGAAACUUUUGUGAUUUAUUUAUUUAUUAUCGGUUUGUUAAUACACUUGCAGAUAGCGUGGGGGGUUCGAAACGGUCUGGGAUUAUCGCCGACGGACCUUGGCCCCUUUGUCUAUAUGUAUCAAGGCCUGGCGUAAUUAUUUAGAACGUUGGCAUUGUUUACACGAAAAAUGAAAUUUUCGACAGAAACGUUUAAUAAGUCAAGGUAAAUGAAUGAAUUCUAUGAACCCUUUGUGACGUUACGGAACUGUGAAAAAGGUUCGAAUGUUCUGCAUUGUUUAGAGGAGAAAGGAGCCAAUUGAAAAAAAAAAAAAAAAAAACUUUCCUCCCCCUCGGCGCGUGAUUUAUGUAGUCGGGAUUUUCGGGAAUUACUUCCGAUUCAAGUGAUGGUGUGGUGGUACUGUUGUGUAUAUUUGAUUUGGGGCGAGGGGAAAUCCGUUUUCUGUGAGAUUUCUUGAUCGAUUGCUGUUUGAUUGCGAGGUUAAACGGGGCUCUUGGAUGCGAUUUUCAGCACUUGGCACAGAUUUUUUCGGUUUCUGGAACGUUACACCUUGGCAUCAGUGACAUAAAUUACGCGCGCGGCGUUCGGAAGAUCGUUACGUUUUACUCUGUCGGCACUAAUUGGCGAGUGCCUUUAUUUUCGGUCGUAUCUGGCGCUUUUUUUUUCUUCGUGCCCGUCUGUCUGCAGUCCGAGUGGGUCAAACGUAGACCACCCGCAACGCCCCCCACCCGGGUGUGCCUCGAGAGGGUCAUCGACCUCCUUCACUGGAGCAGACUGGGUAUUGAUCUGGUGCGUCGCCCACCCCGCUGUGACGGAAUGGUACUGCCCGAGUUUUUCUCGUCCGUCCCCCUUCUCUCUCUCCUCUCCCGCUUGGCUCGGUGUGGGGGUCGCGCGCGUGCGCAGUGGCAGUUUCGCCUUUCAUUCAUUGCUCGGAAAGUCUGCACUGUGAACAUAUUGUGUGCUUUUGUCAGCAUGGAACAAUGCAAGUGCAGCCUGUGAUCCUGUGGCCCUGUUGGUUUGCUUUAGAACCCUAUCCGCAUCCGUCGACAUAUGCUGCUUCGUCCACAUGGUCAGCAUCGAUGGACACCAGGUGUAAAGAACCGAGCUAUCCGAUACCGUUUGUAGUGGCAGCCUAUUCGGGUUUUGGUCUAUAUCUGCACGAUGAACCUAGUCUGAGACAAUCGAGGAGAGCCAGUAGAAGACCCGUCAGGUCUGCCAAACCGAGGAAUCGCUAUUUGGUGUACCGACCCGUACCGCCUUUCUACACCCCUCACUGGUUGGUCAACAUGGGACAGAAAGGAUCUACGGGAAUCAAACCCAUAAGUCGAGAGACGUCGGCACCCUGCCAUUCUCACCUACCUAGAGAUCUGAACUUGGGACAGGAAUUGCCCAGACCGGCCAGAUUGGACAUGCUCUUGGAUAUGCCGCCGUCCAAUCACGAUGUACAGGUGAAGCAUGCAUGGAAUUCCGAGGACCGUUCUCUAAACGUAUUCGUCAAAGAAGACGAUAAAUUAACAUUUCACAGACAUCCCGUUGCCCAGAGUACGGACUGCAUAAGAGGAAGAGUGGGGUACACUCGUGGUCUUCACGUAUGGGAAAUUCACUGGAGUACCAAACAGCGAGGGACACAUGCAGUGGUUGGUGUGGCAACCAGAGAUGCUCCUCUACAUUCUGUCGGUUACCAGUCCUUAGUCGGUAGUAAUUCCGAAUCUUGGGGCUGGGAUUUGGGACGUAACAAAGUUUAUCACGACACCAAAAAUUGUCCCGGACAAGUCUAUCCAAGCCUACUGAAAUCUGACGAGACAUUUAUUGUGCCAGAUAAUUUCCUCGUUGUUUUGGACAUGGAUGAGGGCACUCUAGCAUUCGUCGUAGAAGGCCAAUAUCUGGGAAUAGCAUUUCGUGGUUUGAAAGGAAAGAAACUUUAUCCUGUUGUCAGUGCCGUCUGGGGUCAUUGUGAAAUUACCAUGAAAUAUAUUGGAGGAUUGGACCCUGAACCAUUACCAUUGAAGGAAGUCUGUAGAAGAGUGAUAAGACAGCAGAUAGGCAAAGCAAGACUACAUCGUAUACAUGAGCUUAACCUUCCAACGGCACUUAGAAGUUAUCUUUUAUAUCAGAAUAGGAGGUAACAAUGCCAACGCAUAUUAAAUGGAGUAAUCAUUGAUUACUAAAUUCCAAUGCAAUUCCAAUGACAUUUUUGUCCAGAAGUGGCACACUGGUAUUACAUACAUGUUACAUAUGCAGAUACAUAACAUAUAUAUAUAAAGUGCCAAAAAAAAAAAAAGAAAUUUACUUUCCACCAUUAUUCCUUGCAUGCCAUCUUCUGCUCAUUCUUUAA